CUCGUGCGAUUCGGUUCAGCUUCAGCGCUCUCUCUCUCUCUGUCUCUCAGUGUGCCUGUCUCAGACUGUCAGCUUUCAGGCAAAAGCAACAGCAGCAAAAGCAGCUUAAACACUAACAUAGUAGUCGAGCACUAGAGCAUCACAGCGACUGUGACAGUCAACGAUUUGAACGUGAAGCGGCAACAACAGCCAAGGAACAUCCAAGAGCCAAAAUCCAAAAAAAAAGCGCGUUUACGGUUAGAAUUUGAAAAGAAAUAUACACAUAUAUCAUAUAUAUAUAUAUACAUAUAUAUAACGUACAUAAAAGAAUUUCGUGGGUGCGUGUGUGUUUGUUUGAUUGUUCCUCUUUUCUUUUUUUUUUGCUGUGCCACAAAAGCCAAAAAGGUGUUUGCAUUCGACACUCGACGACAGUUUUGUGCCUAUUUCGAGUCGAAAGUUUUUGAAUUCCUCGUUUCAAAAAAGAAGAAAAAUAAAUAAAAAACCGAAAUAGAGAAUCGGGUGGAACCCAUCAAUUUCCUGCUUGGACCUGUCAGCAAUCUAAAAAGCUACCUGGGAUUAGCUGUGACACAUAAUCCGUAAAUAACAACAGCAAUAACAACAACAACAACUUCUAUAAUAACCGAAACGAGAACAAAAAAAGAAAACCCUAAAAAAAGAACGAAGACAAACGAAAGCAAAAGUCCAGAAGUUGAGUGUUGAACUGAAGCGAAGACAAGAUGCGUCGCUCCUCAUUCACGCCCGUGUUCAAUUUGAGCACUCAAGAGCCGUUGAUUGUCGUCGAGGAGUCGCAUGCCGCCGAGGAUGGUGACGAUCUGGAGGGCGCCGCCGGCGGGUGUGAUCCCACGGCGACCAAGCGGAGUAACAGCGAUGAUUCCGAGCCGGACUCACCGGUUAAUCCGUAUCUGCUCUGCCCCUUCCCCGACAUGCAGCAGCGACGCAAGCAUUCGUUGCCAUCGCUGCAAAUAACCGAGGGCAUUACCGCCAGCCAGGUGCGACGUCUAUCGGAGGUGGGCGGCGAGACGGGUGGCCUCAGUCCCAAGGAGGUUGAAUUUUUGGCCACGCUAUCGCAGAAGGCCAAUCCAACCGCAGGCGGUCGCCGGCAUUCGGUGGUCACCAUAUCGGCGGUGCCCCCAACGCUCUUCGGACGCAAUCGGCGUGAGUCCAUUUCCGCUGUUUCGUUCAGUGGCAGUCGUCGGGGCAGCGUCAUCGCUGGACCACCGUUGACCGAUCAUCGCGGCAGCAUUCACAACUUGCAGCUGGACAUUAUGGAUGGGAUUGUGCAGCAGCGCAAGACUCGCAGCGGCAGCGGCGUUUGGGCAGCACCCUUAAUCCAGGAGGCGGAUAGCAAUGUGCCCGUGCAGACAUAAGCGAUUGCAGCAGCAACAGCAACAGCAACAGAAGCGAGCACAAACCACAAGUAAUGGGCACACACACACACACACACAAGUAGAGAAAGAGGAAAAGGAAAGGAAACGGAAAUGGAUACACGCACAAGACAAAACACGGAUGGCGAAUUGACGAAUUGGCGAGAGCAGCUGGACGAAACAAGCGCAUGUUUAUUAACAUUUUCUUUUCUUUUCUUCUUUUCAUGGAUGCCUCAGCUCUUUUCCCUGCUCUCACUCACUCUCCCCCUCUCAAUCUCUUUUGUUUUUUGGCUUGGCAGCGACAACGCUUAAAAUAAACAAACAAACAAACAAACCGCAAUUGCAAAAAACCAAAAUGAAAAUGAAGUCGCGCGUCACCAAAAAAUGGUUGAAAUUGAAACAAGAGCGAUAAACAAAGACAGAGAAUGAACGCAAAAAGACAGAGGUAUAGAGAGAGAGGGUGGGAGAAGAGUGAGAGGAAUUCGCUGAAAUGAGCAACAGCGAAAAAGUAAAUAUAAACGAAAAAUGAUAACAGCAAUUUGCACACGUGCGAUAACAAAAAAAAAAAUACGGAAACCUAAUAAAAUUAAAUAAAUCCUCAACAAAUUUAGGCAAUUGAUUGAAAGCGAAUACAAAAGGAAAGAAACAAUUACAAGGUUUUGUGUUAAAUAGGAAAAUUCUAAUCAAACAUAAUUUACCAUCAAUUUUAUAAAGAUGACAAAACUUGUUCGUUAAAAAGAAAUAUUAAAACAUUAAUUUUACAUAAUUUAUAAUCAAAUUUUAAUACUCGAAAAGGUUUUGUGUUUCAUGGAAAUAUUAAACUCACAUAUUUUACAAUCAAUUUUGAGAGUCAAAAUUGUUUUGCCUUUAUUAUAAAUAUUGAAAGAGUAAUCUGACAUAUUUUAGAAUAAAUUUUAAGAGUCGAAAAGGUUUUGUGUUAAAUAUUAAUAUUCAAAAUGAAUUAACAACAAUUUUAAUAUGUUUGUGCUCUCAAUUAAAGUUUAAAUCCCAAACGAAGAGAAACUUUGCUUUGAUAUAUUUAAUUUGCGAAGCGACAAAAGUAUUUUAAUUGCAUUCGUUUGAUAUUUGGCAGGCAGAUAUAAGAGAACUAGAGAUGUGCGCUGAGGUAUCUGUGUAAUCAUCAAAUCGCGUAGCGAGGUUGCAUUUUUAAUAUGACAUUGCAGCUAAACAUAAAAUUUAUAUAUAGUUAUAUAUAGUCGUACAUAAUGAAUUGCAGCAACCUCGACGAGCAAAAACCCACACCAACAUGAAGGACAGAAUGGGUCAAGGACAUUUCUCUCUAUCACUAUCACACACACACACAUACACAGAUGCGUGCACGCACACUCACACAUUGUAAGACACACCCGCAAGGCUAUUGCAUUUAAUGGUGGUGCUGCUGCACGUGGUUGGCCCACAUGUCGUAUGAGUAAUAUGGCACAUAGUCUCAAUGUCAAUGCCAAUGCCACUGUCGCCACAUUUGAUGGCCAUUCGCUAUUUUCGCUGAUAAAAUCCAGCAAUCUCCUUCCUUACCUCCCUCCCUCCCUUCGCCUGUUGCUCUUCGGCAUGGCAAAGCACAAUGCGAGGCAGAAACUCAUCUUCGUUGUCGUCAUCGUCAUCGUCGUCGUAAAGCUAAUUUCGUGUGGGUCGUGUGACGUUAAUUGAAAUGUGUGUGUUAGUUUGCAUUGCUUAACUGACUAAUUACGACAAUCAAAAUGCAAUUCCAGUUAGCAAAUAUUCUCUCUCUAUCUCUCUCUCUCUCUCUCUCUCUCUGCGCUCGCGCGUGUCUGUGUGUGUGUCUCUGUCUUUAUAUGUGUGUGUUUUUGUGUUUAAAGAUUCAAAACCUGUCAAGCACUAAACACAUUUGUCUGCUGUUCGCUUGCAGCUCAUGAAACUGUUUAGUUACCGCCUCCGUCGAAGGUUUUUAAUGAUGCUCUUAUUUAAUUAUAUUUUUGUUGUAUUUAGGAAUAACAGUCUUAUAAUUUUAGAAUUGUGAUCUUAUAAUUUCUUAUAUUUCAUUGAAUUCUAGAAUUUAUUUCCAAAAAUUUCUUACACUUGCAGUUCAACAAAUAUUU
Molecule: messenger RNA, 3439 nt
Organism: Drosophila nasuta
Lineage: Eukaryota; Metazoa; Arthropoda; Insecta; Diptera; Drosophilidae
Source: RefSeq, a predicted model, not a curated record